Heterotrigona itama is the source of this 1109-nucleotide messenger RNA. NCBI's taxonomy places the organism in Eukaryota, Metazoa, Arthropoda, Insecta, Hymenoptera, Apidae. The record is from the annotation of a GenBank genome assembly.
AAACGACGGAGGUAUUGAAGAUGUCAAUUCUCAUUGGACCAUCCUAUAUAUCUAUCUCUCGUAGUAGUAUCGCAAGAGAACUUGCGCGUAGAGCCAAGGUAGGGGUAGUGGAAGGUUUCAAAUAGAGUCACUGAAUAAAUGCUGCCCACUCGUACAAUAGUCGUUGGUUCAGCGAGUAUGUUGUUACGACACGCGACCACAUACAGACUAAUCGAAAUCAAUCAGCUUGGUAUCAUCAGAAACAUGGCAUCGAAAGAAGGAUCAGGUCUAUCGGACCUGGCGAAAAUCGAAGAGGUAGUUGAUCAUCCGGUGGAGUUGUUCAGGAUUUGGCACGAUGAGGCACGAAGAUUCAAUCCGAGGGCUCCGGACGCCUGUUGCUUGGCUACUACUUCAAAAGAUUGUAAGGUAUCUGCCAGAAACGUUGUUCUCCGAGAAUUCGAUAACCACGGUUUUGUAAUCGUAACAGAUAAUCGUAGCAAGAAAAUCGACAAUUUAGUGAAAAUAGAAGGUAUCAUGAAGAAAUUAGAAAAGGAAAGUUAUAAGCAUUUGUAUGACAGAGAGCCAUUGUAUUGUAAGAUACGAUCUCAUGUGUGCGAUCAAGGGCGUGAUGUCAAUUGGGAGGAACUAAAGCAACGACACGACGAAGUAUUAGAUUCGACUCGUAAAGGAGAGAAUGAUUUAUUAAUGCCAGAUCAUUUCGUUGGAUACAAACUUUUUCCAACGAUGAUGGAAUUUUACUUCGCGCGGGACUAUCUUAUAGGCGAUCGUAUUUUAUAUCAGAGAAAUACAUCGAACGAUUCUUGGGAGAAUCAUCACAUAGCGGCAUAAUACAUUAAAUCUAUGGUGAUUGUUGUCAUCUUUUUCUAUUUUUUAUAAUAAGAUUUUGAAACCGUUUUUUUCGAAAUAUCAUAAGAAAGUAUUUGUAAAACUCUUUACUGUAUAUGCUGUCCUUUUGCUGAUUAUCGAAUGAUCGGAGGAGUUAAAAUCUAUGAAGAUCAUUUAGUUUCACAAAUCAAUCAUUAAUAAUAGAAAAGAAUUCCAAGCGAAAUUGUUACGGGCCAGCAUUUACAAUCUGUUGAUCGAUGGUCUAAUUCUAAACUGACUAAUUU